AUGAGCAACAAAGAUGAAGCUUUAAAGGAGUUUUUAAGUAAGUUGUUGAAAAAAUUUGGAAACAAUGCUUCACAUCGCAAAAUAAUCUCCAAUGUAAUUAGAAAUUAUUGCAAAAACAUAGCAGCCUUUAGCGUAGAAGAUUCAGAAUAUUUGGAAAGAAAAAUCACUGAGAGAUUAGGAAUUCCAGCAUCAAAACAUAGGCUAAGUUUAUCUCCAACAAACAAAAUAUUUUUAUCUCAAGAAUUGACUCCUAAAUCAAUUAGACCCUCAUCUAAGACUCCUAAGCUAGUUUUAAUUCCUAUUAAAAGCCCAAUGAAUGAAAUAUCUUUGAUGAGAAAAUCGCCAUCUAUCCCAAAAUUCAGAGAAGUAGUUUCAGUUGUAUCUGUAAAUAAGCCUGAGCAUCUUACAUCUGUUUAUCAAAGUCAAAGCAUUUCAAAGGCUGAAAAGUUUCCAAGCCCUUUUAAAACUUCUAAUCCUUUAUCUCUAGGCUUUUCUGAGGAAGACAGAUUUACAGGUCUGAGCAAAAGCCCUCAUAGAAAAAGAAGAUUAAGCAACCAAUGAGAGAAAAUUACGAAGGCAGAUCAAAUAAUGUUUGAAAACGAGCAAAAAUUCAAAAAAAUUAAAAAUAAAGAGCUAAAAAAAUCUUAUUCUAAAGAGCUUUUAGAACAGAUGAACAUAGUUAAAGAAGCUAAAGAAAAAGAAAAACAAGAAUUGCUGAGCUAUAAAGAAGAUCUUGAUAAAAGUGUUGGCGAAUUCUACAAGACAGAAAGAGAUAAAAGGAUUUUCAAGAGGCAGUUAAUCAAUGAAAACAACGCAGCAAAUGAAAAUAUCAUAAAAGAAGGAAUGGAAAAGCAAAGAAUGAGAAUAUAUCAAAGCAAGCUUGAUGCUGAAAAAAUAAAAAAAUCAUGAGAAAUCAACACUUUAGAAGAAAAUGCCUGAAAAGAAAUCAAAGCUGAAAGACUGAGAAAAAACGCAGAAGAAUUAAAAAUUUUAGCUGAAGAAAAAGAAUGAAAAAGAAAGGAAGCGAAACUAAAAGAAAUUGAGAUGGAAAAAUUUUUGCUGGACCAGUCAUGCAAAAAAAUCAUUGAAAAUGAAAAUAAAAGAGCUGAUUUUGUGAAGACAUUUAUGGACAAAGCCAAUGAUGAAGAAAGAUUGAGCAAACUGGUAAAAUAUAUGCAGCACAGACCUGCUAUAAGCCUACUUGAGUAUGAAAGAGAAAUAAGAAGACAUGAAGAAGAGCAAGCAAGAAAAAACCAAAAAGAAGAAAAUUCGUAAAUAUUAUUUAGAGAAAAAUUAUUACUUAUUUAAGAUUAAUUGGCUUGAACUUCCACUAGCACAUCACCCACAUAGACUUCUGCCCCUGUUUCUGGAUACCCCGCUAAUCUUGCGUUAUGUGCCACCUGAUCUUGAUUUGAAUGAUUCCCACUUUGGCUGUUCCUACUUUGACAGUUUUAUUUCCAGUUCUCGAACUUGUGAAAUUGGUUGCAGCUCAGAAAAUUCAAUAAAUGGAUUGAUGGUUAACUUAUGUUAAAAGUGAAAACUAAAGCCAAGGGCGUAACUCCUGGCUUCACGGUGAAGCGUUGCCGAAAUAACCUAAUGAUAAAGAUAGACAUCUCUGCUUUAUCCCUCCCAACUCCAUGUCUUUUCAUUUUCCAAGAGGUAAAACUCAACUUUCUAAAGCAGAUUGAGGCGAGACUUUUUACAUUACCAGAAUUCCUUACGUAGCAUACUGUCUAUUUUUUGGUUAGAAAAAAUUUUAGGAUAUAAUUAAAUAUGUAACGAGGCUACACGUCUUUCGCGAUGCAUUUUGAUUAUGUGAGAAAAAUUACUACAGAGGGACAGAAAAAUUAGGAAAAAAAUGGAAGAUUUGAAGAUUCUUAGCCAUCAUAUGGAAGAAAAAGCUUUAAAAAAGCGGGAAGAAGAAGAAAGUCUGCGAAAAGCAAGAAAAGAAAUAAAUGAUAGAGAAAUAGAAUUUAUUAAUGAAGAAAGAGAAAAACUUAGUAUGAGGAUGCAAAAACAAAAAGACUUAAGAGAAGCACUCAGCCAGCAAAUGAAAGAUAAAGAAGAGAAAGAGAUCAGAGAAACCCAGUUUUCACCAGCUGAAGCAAAGUAUAAUAAAAAGAUCAUAGAAACUGCACUCAAAGUGUUAGGAGAAAAUUAA
Molecule: messenger RNA, 2161 nt
Organism: Blepharisma stoltei
Lineage: Eukaryota; Ciliophora; Heterotrichea; Heterotrichida; Blepharismidae
Source: the annotation of a GenBank genome assembly